AUGGGGGACCCCAUUCGAGACCACAGCAUCUAUUCGCAGGCUGAAAACUGCAAAGACCAGUUCGAUAGAUACCUUGAAGCGCCAAGAGUGCAUGGAAACCACGUCUCCAAAUGCUAUGACCGGUUUCUGACAUGGGCAAGUUUCCUGGGUGUGUUUGCCAACGACGCUGUUUCCCUGGAUCGUCGCUUGAAACACAAUCCGGAUAUCAAAGAGCUAGUAUUGUCGAUGCUCCGAGUUCUAUACAAAAACCUCACAUGGGGCAUAGAGUACCAUGGGCUUAGGUUCGCACAGAGGAAAAGCGCCGUGGACACGAUUCCUGACCAUGAUGCCAUUGUAUCCGGCAUCCUUGGUUCCAUCGACCGUCUCCAUCGACUAGCCGUGGUUAUUCGACACUCCCCUAGGACAGAUGAGGCACAGAGGGUUCAGAACUUUGCCAGCAAGCUAGACCCUCACGUGGAAGCCGAUUUCUUCCAUUUUAUUUUCGAGUGUCUCCGAUAUCUCUUUCCAGAUGCUGAGAAAACCCUACUAUCCCAACUGCGGGAUAGUAUUGUAUACCGACGUAACCGACUGCUCUGGAAUCGGAGACAUACAGAGAAGCUGUCACGCCAUAGAAGAGACACGGAACCUGCCUGCCCUCCAUCUUCAAAAGAUUUUGGCCCUGGCCCUCGUCGAGAGCUUUUCAAGAGCAAGCAAUCCCAAGGGCCGCGCAAAAUCCAUCCCCUAGCCAAAACAGAUGACACUUUAUCCUCAACACAACCGUCUCGAAGGCUACUGCAACAGUUUGACACAGUGCCAUUGUCACGUGGUCGAGGAGAAAGCAGCAGAAAGCCUGGACGUAGCGUUUGUUAUUCCAGUCUCCCAUCAUUAACUCGAUAUCCAAGCCGACCUAAGUCUGCUGCCGGUGGCACUAGGAUGGCAUGCCCAUACUGUCUCGACGAGGUGGAACUUCCACCGAGCGCUUCUAAGAAACACAAGGAUGCCUUGUGGAGGAAGCACCACGAUGCAGACCUCAAACCGUUUGUGUGCGUGUCGGAAGACUGUGGAACGUUACCACCAUCUUUCUCAACCCUCAAGCAGUGGAAAUAUCAUAUGCAAGAUAAUCAUGGCAAGGACUGGACUCAAUGGAUACACAACCGUCUUUGGCAAUGUCCUUUCUGCAGCGAAGGAGAGCCGUUCUUGACCAAAGAAUUGCUGCUCCAACACAUGACAGAAGACCAAGCAGAAGAACAUCCAUCGACUUUGAGCGAUGUCGAAGCUGCGUGUAUUAUUAUGCAAUGCAAACCCCUUCAACGAAGGGUGAUCAGUCAAUGUCCCCUCUGUGAUCCACGUCUGGAAAUUACCGAUCUUCUCAACAGCACUACGAAACCUGGCAGCACCAGUGCACAGUCUGACGACUCACAAGAACACUUCGCGAUGCACCUACACAAUCUCGCUCAGUGGUCAGUCUUUUUCUGGUACGGAAACAUUGACGAUGUGGCAGACAUACACGACGGCUCGACAGCCACUGUCGCAGUUGAUGUCAACUCGGAAAAACGCGGCGGCGACGAUACGCAGCAAAACACGAGAGCCCGCUCAUUUCACCUUGAUGUGGGAGAGGAUGAGCUGGAACGGCUGACAAAUAUCAGAGCCAUGUUGGAAUCAUCCAAAGAAAUGCAAUCUAGCCUUAUUUUAGAGUUGAACUCUGCUGUAUCCGGGCCUGUUGACAAGCCGCAGAAAUCUGAAAUCCAACAUGAAACAGUUAUUUCCGCAAUGUCUUCCGCAUUUGGAGAGUUAAGUCAGCGAGAGUUAAAGAGAAUUCGAGCGUCGAACGUCGAGUCAGAUGAAGACUCCGAUUUUCACUCAAAUUCCGACUCGAGAGAGACUGGCGUCGAAUUUUCCAUCGUCAACGACUUGGGCUUGAGCAUGACUCCGUUUCAGCGUCUGGGCCAAACCCCUUCCCAAGUCUCGUUAAGGAGCGUGAUGUCGCCGGCGGAGCUCCGUGGACACCUAAAUCUUGUCACAGUGUCUCAUGCUAAUGCCGAGGACUCGAUUCGUGAGGCAAUUGGGCUCAGUCUAAACACUAGCAGGACGAGUGGAGGAGAGACAGAGAAGCAGUACUUGCCAAUUAGUGAGAUGGAAAGGAUAUUCACUAUCGACACUAUUAAAGCUCUCGCAAAAGAAAAGUACAGCAAAGCGACAAACGCAGAAUUGGAGAUGAGAAUUAAUCAGAUCAUGCCACGGCGAUGGAUCCUAGGAGUAUUGCUCUAUAUGCGCAGGUUCGACUUUUUCGAGGCAUUUGUUCAAGAAGCCAUCCUGGAUGUUCACUUGCCUCUCGCACCUACGAGUUCUGCCACGGAAACAAGCACUCUAAUAAGAAGUCUCGGCAUAAAAAACACUACCUUACUGCGUAAUUGGAAUCCCGCGGAUCGGCAGCUCUUCUACUCUGUUCAGGCUAUAUUUUUCAUUCCUUUUUUCAGCAUGCAAGUUGGCAUACUGAGAUUAUAUGUUAUGGACUCCAUCGUACCACUGCCAUGGCGACAUUGUGAGUACAAGACCAGUGGUAUAAACUCAAAGACGUACAAAGUUGAGGUCCACCCAAGUCAGCAUGACUUCAAACCGAUUGAGGAGCUAACCACGUGGCAAGAUGAGAAGGGUGACGGAAUAUUGUUGCACGGUGCUACCAGUGUCGAUGGAACAGCGUGGGGCCUUCAUGGAGAUAUUAGGCCAGCAAAUAUCCUAUGUUUCUCGUCAGAUGGCGAGGAUGGAGAUCUCCUGGCCCUUUGUUAUAUGGGCCUGUCGCCCAAGGGAUCACAUGGUUGGCCCUAUCGUCCCCCGGAGAUGCGGGUGUUCCGGUCCAUUUGUCCCAAAUACGAUAUAUGGCAGCUGGGAUGUCUAUAUCUGGACUUUUGUACCUGGUGGCUAGAAGGGUAUGAGGGAGUUUCCAGGCAGAAAGUUGGGCGAUUAGCGCAGUCAACCCCGUCUAGUACGGUAUGGGAAGAGAAGUUCUUCGUUGUUUCAAGCACAAGUGGAAAAGAGGAAGCUAAGAUUAACCCGGCGGUCUUGGAGGGUAUUGCGGAGUUGCGCGAGGCGCAUGCAGACGAUCCUUUCGCACGACCGAUGUUGGAGCUGAUCGAGAAGAAAAUGCUCCUUGUGGAUAUAACAAAACGCCUUUCAGCCGACGGCCUUUGUGCUGCAAUUUCCCAGAUCGCCGGUCAGCUGCAAUAA
Metarhizium album ARSEF 1941 is the source of this 3204-nucleotide messenger RNA. RefSeq names its product Protein kinase-like domain protein. The record is from RefSeq and is a predicted model, not a curated record. The transcript has 4 exons. Bases 1 to 3204 code for a protein of 1067 amino acids. NCBI's taxonomy places the organism in Eukaryota, Fungi, Ascomycota, Sordariomycetes, Hypocreales, Clavicipitaceae.